Molecule: messenger RNA, 892 nt
Organism: Drosophila willistoni
Lineage: Eukaryota; Metazoa; Arthropoda; Insecta; Diptera; Drosophilidae
Product: dnaJ homolog subfamily C member 30, mitochondrial
Exons: 2
Coding region: 99-779 (226 amino acids)
Source: RefSeq, a predicted model, not a curated record
UAGCUCCCAAAUAUCAGCUGGUCGUUUGUUUUGAUUUUCGCGUGAUAUAACUUUUGUUUGUAAAAAAAUAAAUAAGUACAAAAAACAAGACAAGGGUGAUGUUGAAGCAUGGUCAGCUCAUGUGGCGAUAUCUAGUGCCCCGCCAUUUGCAUACGAGCUGUCCGCUUGGGCAGCAAAUCAACUACUACGAUGCCUUGGGAAUAGCAAAGAGAUCCACACAAAAUGAAAUCAAAGCUGCGUAUUAUAAAUUGUCCAUGGUUUAUCAUCCGGACAGGAAUCAGGGAAGUGAGAGCGCCGCCAAGAAAUUUCGGGAGAUUAAUCAGGCGUAUGAAGUUUUGGGUAACUAUCGACUAAGGCGGCUCUAUGACAAGGGAAUUGUCCAUACUGCAGGCUCUCAAUAUGCUCAGGAUAUACACGACCAGGCGGCAGAGGCGGUGGAGGAUGAUCCAGAGACCAAGUUCUACAAGUCACGUUUCAAGAAGUCCAAAGUGGCCGAUACUGAGGGUCGAACUCCUAUCUACGAUUUCGAUGAAUGGUCGCGUGCGCACUAUGGCAAAAAUUUUGAACGUCGCCAGACGGCCCAGGCCAAAUACGAAAGGAUUCGAGUGCAAAAGGAGCAGAAUAGCAUAUCCAAGCAGACGGAUACUGUGAUGAUUGCCUUCAUUUUUGCCGCCGUGGCCGUUUAUUUGAUGUUCAUGGCUGAGAGUUCCUACGACACGCCCCAACAGCGGGCGGAUAGCAAGCAGCGAAGCGAAAAGGGAGGUGCGGGCACUACCUAGUUGUCGUAGAAUCAACUUCUCUAGUCCAAUUCUUUUAGUUGCUUAAGCGUAAAAAUUGUUUUAAUUACGAUAUUAACAAGGAUGUGAAUAUACAGUAGAUCAAUCGAUUUAAA